UCGAUUCGACACCCACCUUCCCCACAUGGUGCGCGCACCAAACAGCACAGAAACAGCUUAGCCCCCUCAAAAUUCUCUCCGCUACAAAACCAAACUCGCUCAACUCACUCAAACCGAGUCAGACUCUGACUCAAUUCCCAAACCCGGAAAAAAGCAAAACAAUGAAUCGCAUCAGAUCGAAUAGGCGGGUCCAAAUCGACGAAUCCCAAGAACCCAAAUACGACGUCGCUGAGGACGGCGCAGAGGGAAAUGGAUUGCGACUCAGACUCUCAGAUAUCAACGUCACCGAAGAUCAAGAACCUUUCAUGGGCGUCAAGGUUCGCAGAAGAGCCUCGCUUCACAGAGACUAUAAGGGUGACUACAUUGACGUGGCCUCACAUCCCUACUUGAUGAAAAUUUUGCAGAAACAAGGUGACAAGCAAGUUGUAUUUGCCGAUAAAGUCUUGAAGUUCACUGGUUCAGGGAAGAUGAAACGGCGUAUCUUAUUAAUUACCGACUUCGCCAUUUACAUUCUUGACCCUGAGACUGAUGCACUUAAACGGAGGAUUUCCCUGGCAGCUGUGGAGAAGAUGUGUUUGAGUGAACUAAGUGACAAUUUCUUUGCAAUAAUCAUUCCUACAGAGUAUGAUAUACUCAUGGCCAGUACCCGGAAGACUGAAAUUGUCACUGUGUUAGUUGAAGCUACUAAGAGUGCGUCGGGUGAAGUUGAGGUGGCUUUUUCAAAUAGUUUUGAGUAUCAGGCAAGCGCUGAAUUGACAAAGGAAGUACAAUUCGAGGAAGUUGAAGGAGGUGUUAAAACAAGAAUCUUGAGAAAAUGAGUUGCACUUCAUUCCUUUGCCAUCGCGUGUUGUGGACUCUGCAAGGGAUUGGAAAUAUAGUAAAGACGAGUGAUUCUUUAAACAUGGCAUCCAAAGGUUGCGCUCAGCAUCAAGCUUCAUUGAGAAAUACAUAGUUUUUUUUUUUUUUUUUUGGUUUGCUUUUGAGUUCAAAUAUCCUGUGUGUAAUCUUGUAUAAAAGAAGAUAUUGUAAUUUUUUCAAUUUCAAACCAGUUUCAUCUGGA
This is a messenger RNA of Quercus lobata, 1060 nucleotides long. Its product is annotated as myosin heavy chain-like protein. NCBI's taxonomy places the organism in Eukaryota, Viridiplantae, Streptophyta, Magnoliopsida, Fagales, Fagaceae. The coding region runs from base 162 to 818 and encodes 218 amino acids. The record is from RefSeq and is a predicted model, not a curated record. Gene Ontology annotation, molecular function: cytoskeletal motor activity. The transcript has 4 exons. Gene Ontology annotation, cellular component: myosin complex.